This is a messenger RNA of Daphnia magna, 667 nucleotides long. Its product is annotated as rRNA-processing protein FYV7. The transcript is spliced from 3 exons. Lineage: Eukaryota; Metazoa; Arthropoda; Branchiopoda; Diplostraca; Daphniidae. The coding region runs from base 1 to 609 and encodes 202 amino acids. The record is from RefSeq and is a predicted model, not a curated record.
AUGGUAAACUGUUCGAGCAGGUGGCGAUUGCGGCGAUUGCGGAGUAGACACAGUGCAGUAGCAGACGAAGAGCCAACAUUACCUCGGAGGCUCGAUGAGUUGAUAGAUUUAAAAAUGGAAGCACAGAACACACACAAAGAAGGCAAACGAAAUUUCGACAAAAAAAAAUGGCGAGAAACGCAAUACAGCCACAAACAGAGAGUAUCGGAAUGGGAAAGCAAAAGAAAAGAAGCUGUAAAAAGAAAAUACAGGAAGAUGCUAAAAAAGGAUGAAUCUACUUCAUCUGUUCACAUUACAAAUCGUUUGUACAACAUUGCUGAUGGAAAUUACAAUAGUGGAUAUUCUCAACCACCACCUCCUCAAAGGCUGUCUGAGUUUCAACGAGCCAAGCUAGAAUAUGAACGUAUACAAGGUUUAAAAGAAGAAGCUCGAUUGGAAAGGGAACAAAAAGUAAAAGAAAGAGAAAUGGCCAUCAUGAAGAGCAAACAAGUAAGACUGGAAAGGAUCAAGAAGCUCACUCAGAAAACAAAGAAAGGGCAGCCAGUCAUGAAGGGUAGAAUAGAAAUCCUCCUUGAGAAGAUCCAAAAGCAAGUUGCCAAUGAGAGUUAAUACCUAAGAACACCAUUUAUCUCAAUGAUUUCCAAAUUAUUACACGGUUUACUUCCAA